This is a messenger RNA of Centruroides sculpturatus (bark scorpion), 675 nucleotides long. Its product is annotated as vascular endothelial growth factor receptor 1-like. Gene Ontology annotation, molecular function: transmembrane receptor protein tyrosine kinase activity; ATP binding. The coding region runs from base 332 to 652 and encodes 106 amino acids. Gene Ontology annotation, biological process: multicellular organism development; cell surface receptor protein tyrosine kinase signaling pathway; protein phosphorylation. The record is from RefSeq and is a predicted model, not a curated record. Gene Ontology annotation, cellular component: signaling receptor complex. Lineage: Eukaryota; Metazoa; Arthropoda; Arachnida; Scorpiones; Buthidae. The transcript is spliced from 3 exons.
UCACAAUGUAUUGUUUAUGGAGACUGGCAAUACAGUAUUUUUAUCUUAUGGCCUCAUUGUGUUCUUUCAAUCAUGCUUUCAAUGGCCUUUUAGUCUCUUCUAUAAAAUAUACUUUUUUUUUCACAAGUACAGUUUAACCUGUAAACCACUCCUGAAUAAAGUCAUGCUGAAAAAAGUAUUUAAGGUGUUGUUUAAGUUAAGGAAUAUAUAAAUUAUUUGUUAAGGGACAUGAUAAAAAAAGCCAUUAUUCCCAGGAUUAUAAGAAAAAAUUAUUUUUGAUAAAUGGCCUUUUUUUGUAUUAUAUAUUUAGGGUCCUUUACCAAUAAAAUGGAUGGCUAUAGAAUCAAUAAAGGAUAGAAUAUUCACAACAAAGAGUGAUGUCUGGUCAUUUGGUGUUCUUCUGUGGGAAAUUUUCACACUUGGUGGCAAUCCAUAUCCAGGAUUUGAGAUGAAUGAACAGUUUUUUAAGAGACUAAAAGAAGGCUACAGAAUGGAAAGACCUGAAUAUGCUCCAAAAAAUGUUUAUGAAAUAAUGAUGGAAUGCUGGCAUGAAGAUCCUAAAGAACGUCCAGAAUUUAACACUCUAGGAGAAAAACUUGGACUUAUGUUAGAAGAAAGUGUGAAACAAGUAAGUAUUUUUACUAAAUAUUGAUAUAUUGUUAAAUAUGUGAUUUA